AUGGAAGAUGGAGAAACUUUCCCUAAUGUUGGAAUUACGAAUAUCGUAUUUUCUGAUUCAUCUUCAGACCUAUCAAGUCCCCAAGAAGUGGGUGAAAAUACUACUCCUGUUGCUAUAACUGUACCGUAUAUAGACCAAAGUGGAGGACAAUAUAGUUCACCUGGGCUAGGAGGAGAAUCCUGGAUGAACAACAUUUAUAGAGGAUAUUCUGGUUCGCCUUUUAUCAUUUAUGGUGGAGAUUUCGUCGUUUAUGAUGCAGCAGGAUAUGAAGAGUAUAGAGUUACUGCCCCUGGUGUUGAAAUAAUUGAAGAAUCUCCAUCCUAUAACACGUCAACAGGAAAUGAGAGACAACCUAUUUGUGUAGAGAUGGAAGCCCCUAUAUACACAAAAUCUGGAAAUCUAGAUGGAACACUCUCUGGAUCUGGCGAGGGGCAUUCAGAUAAUUUUGAAUUAAGCUAUAAUACUUCGUCGAACAUUACGUAUGGUGCUAACGCUAUUAUUGACGAAGAUUACGGUACAGGGGGACAUGUUAUACAUGGAAAUGCUGAUCUUAUUUUGGAACUUAUUGAAUCAUCACCCUAUGACUCAUUGUCCGGAACGAAUGCAUUAAAUGUGACUGAAGAAGAAAAUUCUCCUCCAGUUUUGGAUAUACAUCCUUCUACAAACAAGUACAAAGUCACGAGAGAAAAGGCAUUGUAUGGAUCAGAAGGGUCCUCACAAUAUAUUAAUCUGGAAUAUGCUCAUUCUUCAUCUGAGGUUAUGGCUGGAAAUAGUAUUGUUGAGGAGAUUUACGAUACAGCGGAAUAUAAGGAACAUGGAUAUGUUUCUUCUAUAGCAGAAAUAGAGGAGAUAUCUUCUACAUCAUGUGAUUUAUAUGGCACCUCAGAUGAUGAAUGCUCCACAUCAUUUACAGAUUUUGAAUCCAAAAACAUACGGAUAGAAUCUGGAGAGAAUAACCUAGGUAAUUCGCCUCAAGCCGGAAAACUAUCUGGACUGUAUGGAGAGUCUUCGUAUUCAACCGUUCAUUUCAAUGAUUACCAGAUCGAUUUUUAUUCAUAUGGAAAUGAUAUAAUCUUAGGUAGUCAUAGCCCGAUCUAUUCCACUGAUGGAAUGGAAAAAAAUCCCUAUUCUGUUGAAGAGUAUCUACCAGGGGAAAAUGAUGAUCUUGUGGAUAUACACAUCGAAAGUGCCUUACCAAAGGAAUCCGGCGCACCUUAUACCCCAACGCUUCCUGUAUGUACUGCAGAGCCACCCAUUACUUGCUGUUGGUGGUGGUAUCAUCUUUUAUGGGUCAUAAUAGUUUUACUUGUUAUUAUUCUGGUAUGCGUUUUGUGUAGAAGAUCAAGAAAAGUCUUGAUUGUCAAGGUAUAG
Messenger RNA from Theileria equi strain WA, 1371 nucleotides. RefSeq lists its product as hypothetical. Lineage: Eukaryota; Apicomplexa; Aconoidasida; Piroplasmida; Theileriidae. The record is from RefSeq and is a predicted model, not a curated record. The coding region runs from base 1 to 1371 and encodes 456 amino acids. The transcript has a single exon.